CAGACGACAGCUGUAAACAAAAGCAAGGCCAAGAUCAAAGACACUUUUUUUUUCCUUUUUUUUGAGCAGCCUUUCCUCUUUUUAGGAUUGGAACAAAGAUUGGAAGCCUGGUCCAUAUCGCAAGACAGGUGCUUAAAGAAGUGACACUGCAGAUGGACUCGGAUAUGGUGUGACUUAAUUUUGAUGUGUAUUUUAAACAGGCAAGAAAAAGUGAUCCCAAUUUCAUUGUAGAUGAUAAAACAAGCUGUAAAAAAUGAUAAUGAGCCUCCUGCAAUCUUUGAGGUGAGAGAAAAUUUUGAUGACAUAAAAAGGGAGAGUGAGGAAGCAGCAGAAGAUAACCCUGAAGGGAGCUCCAACGGAGAUGAGAAUGGAGAUGAUGAUUUUAACUUGGAAGCAUUCAAUAAGGAAUAUCCUGAGCUUAGUGACACAACACACCAAAGAAAAUAUGGAUGUAAAGAUGCUUGAAAGUCUUUUCAUCACAAGAAUGUUUUGGCAGUGAUUAUUUGCGACUUCGCGUCAUCCCAACAUCAGGGAGUGAAGCCCCUUAAAUGUGACGUUUUUACGACCGAUCCAACUUACGUCAACAUACGAGAUCACUGAUGAAAAACUGGCCUUUUGUCCGUACUGUCCGCACAAAUACUUAAACUGUCUGAUGACAUGAGAAAACAUUUGACCAUUCACAUGAAAGAAAAAGCACUUUAGUGUGAUACCAGUGUUUAGGUAAAAUUUUAUCGCUUAAAACUGCGCUGAAAACUGGAUUAGUUGCCCACCAGCGGUUACACACAGGAGAACGUCGUUUUGCUCUUGAAUAUUGACCAAUGUGUUUCCGAUAUCACACGUCUGUGACACGAGUUUGGCUAAUUCAUACAGGUGAUAAACAGUUUUUGUGCACUCAGUGUGAUAAGACAUUUACGCAAGUUGCAAAUAUGAAGCGGGAUAUGCUGACUCACACAUCAGAAAGCAAAGAACAACUUUAUCCCGGUCCUUUUUGUGGUGUUGACUGUUGAGUUAGCAUCGAAGAGCGACGUCCGAAUCCAUGUGGCCAAAGAACACGAGCAAAAGAAUAAGAGUCAGCAGCCCAAUACCACCGGAUCUUCAGUAGCAGAAUAAAAUCCUGAUUGAGAAGCUAACAAUGAGUUCAUAACUAUUUACGCGGAGGAGGAAAAAUCUAUCAAGACUAAAAUUGAAGGCGCAGAAACUACGUUUCUGUGGAAAAACUUUCCCCGUGCACGCUAGCCUUGAAGAGCACGUCAGGACAUACACCUUAAUGCAUCUUUCAAAGAUUUCCAGUGCGCAACGUGCGGGAAAACGUUCUGUCAAGCAUCCUCUCUCAAGCUCUACCAGCACUUUUAUUGGGGAAUCAAACUACACACUUUCAACGUUUACCAAGCAAGUUUCCGAAAAAUCAACCAUCCUCCAUUGAGCGGUAUAAUAUGUGUUCUAUUGUAUACCAAUCUUAACUGUGGUGAGUUAUAAGUUUUAUCGGGAUUCCCCCACAAAUAGUAAUUAUAGUUUGUUUAACAGACUUUCGGCUCAGUAUUAAUUUGGAAAUGCUAUAAUAAAUCAUUAAGCAAUUUAGCAGAUAAAAUGUAGCCUAUCAAUACCACUAUUAACGGCAUUGCUAUUUUACAUAAAAUAUUUUGCAUCUUUCGAUGUGAAAUUUAGUUGUUUUCUUUUCCUUGCUUGAUGAAAGUGAUGCAUCAUUCUACGAACGGCACAGAGCACAUUGUUUUUAAAAUAAAGUAAUGCCACCAGUGAGUAAGCACUAAGCAGGAGAGUAGGAAAUGUCAAGUUCCGGGGAUUUUUUUCCGAUGAAAAUAAUAUCGUUUCUCCUUUCUCUGGUUUUGUAUGAAGGUAAAGAUGUAAAUGAAUUUAUUUUACUUUCAAAAACUGUUAACUUUAAUUUUACUGAUGAGAAAAAUGAAGCUUAUUAUUGAGAAUAUUUUUAUAGUAUUUUUGAUCUGUGAUCAAAUGGUCAGAUGACCCAGAUAACACUAAUUAAUUACAUGUUAAUUAUGUACGAUAAUCUCGACUUUUAUUAAAAUUUCCUGGGAAUCUGGGAUUGAUAGCAUUUAACACUGAUAAUUAUAAUUAAAAAGCUAUAAUUUAAAAUUCCGUUAAUAAAUGUUCGGCUGUUAAAAGCGCAAAUAAAAACUGUGUAUUAAAUCAGAGUGAACUGACAAGUUUUUAAUAGCAUUGUUCAGCAACAAAAAUUGCAUAUUUGAUAUUUCAAAUGUAAAAGAAAAAUUUGUCGUGUAAUUUUGGAUAACCAUAAAUCGCCCUUUGGUCAACUGCGCCCGCAGCCCGCAACGGGUAAUUCAUGGUUUUGUUUUUUUCCGCCAGACGGAUGUUGUUUAUUAAAUUUUUAGAAAAAUGGCGGAAAAAUCGUUUUCAACCCACGUGAAUCAGAUUUAUCUUCCUGGUGAUUCGGUUACGCUCUCAAAGACAGAUGAAAUCUCUACUGUCAAGAUUGUACUCGGGCCAGGAUUGAGAAAGUAUGGAAAACAGAUUCUAGUUACCAAACCUGGCGUUUUACGUACAAAAGCCUCGCCGGCCACGUAUUGGAUAGAUUGUCACCACAAACGAUAUGUUCCAGCCAGAGGUGAUGAUGUCAUUGGUGUGGUUACCAAUAAAGUUGGAGAGUCCUACAAAGUUAACAUUGGAUCCAGCGAAGAAGCCUCACUCUCAAGCAUUGCAUUUCCUGGAGCCACCAAAAAGAAUAAACCCAACAUUCAAAUUGGAGACUUGGUAUUUGCCAAGUUGCUCAUAGCGAGCAUUGACAUGGAGCCAGAGCUUGUGUGUGUCAAUUCCUUAGGUGAGAAUGUCGGUCUUGGUGUCUUGUCUACAAGUGGAUUCCUUUUCACUGUGCCCUUACACCACAUUCGCAAGCUCUUAAAUCCAGAGUGCACACUGCUGAAAUCACUGGGGAAAGCACUGUCUUUUGAAAUUGCUGUUGGGAUGAAUGGGAAGAUAUGGCUAAAGGCUAAGUCUGUCAAACAAACAAUUGCUCUAGCAAGGGCCAUUAGCAUUUCUGAACAUAUGAAUAAAGAAGAAAUGAACAAACUAUGUAGAAAAUUUGUAGAUCGACAAGCUGGAUUCUGAUUCUCUCGUGAUAAGUGUCAAUCAAUACAAAAAUUUUCCAAUUUCAAA
Messenger RNA from Daphnia pulex (common water flea), 3150 nucleotides. It is a transcript of the gene Rrp40, whose product is annotated as exosome complex component RRP40-like. Gene Ontology annotation, molecular function: RNA binding. The transcript has 9 exons. Gene Ontology annotation, cellular component: cytoplasmic exosome (RNase complex); nuclear exosome (RNase complex). The coding region runs from base 2374 to 3102 and encodes 242 amino acids. The record is from RefSeq and is a predicted model, not a curated record. Gene Ontology annotation, biological process: U4 snRNA 3'-end processing; nuclear polyadenylation-dependent rRNA catabolic process; TRAMP-dependent tRNA surveillance pathway. Lineage: Eukaryota; Metazoa; Arthropoda; Branchiopoda; Diplostraca; Daphniidae.